CUUAAGCUUCACUCACUUCCACACUUUUAUUUACUUUCUUUCUUCAAAAUCUCAAAAACCCUCUACCCAAAAAAAAGAAGAAAAAAACAUCUACACUAUGUACGGAUACAACAAUCAUAUGGAAAACAAUUCUAGUUAUGUGUAUACACAUUUUCCAACUUCACAAACUCUGCCAAUGGUCUCUUUACCACCACCUUUGGCCAUUCCCUCAGUGAAUAAUAUUGAAUAUGACUCAUUAUCCCCAUUGAAGUCAGAGGUUGGUUAUAACAGUAGUAGUUGCAGUAGCUAUGGUUCUCCUAGUUCAGUUACAAGUUAUGGAACAUAUGAUCCAAGUAAUUUGAUUCAAAGAAGCAUAAGCAGUCACUCACUUCUCAAGAAUAAUAUGGAGGGCUUUUGUCCACUUGUUUCUUCCCCAACUGGUUUUCUUGACUCAGAAACUAGUUCUGUGAGAAAAGUUUUAAGCACCGGCGAUUUGCAGGUAAUGCACCUAUUGCAACAUAAUCAGAGGUCAGAAAGCAGUUUAUCCAGUGAGAGUAACAGCAUAAUUGAAGGAAUGAAUAAAGCUUGCAGAUACAGUCCCGAAGAGAAGAAAGAACGGAUUGAGAGAUACAGAAGCAAGCGAAAUCAAAGGAAUUUUAAUAAAAAGAUUAAGUAUGAGUGCAGGAAAACUUUAGCAGAUAGCAGACCUCGCAUAAGAGGAAGGUUUGCAAGAAAUGAUGAAAUAAUUGAGAGGACUCCUCAGAACGAAUAUUGGACUCAAUCAAGGUUAGAAGAAGGCGAAGAGGAAGAUGAGAAUUGGAUUGGAUUUCUUGAUGCUUUUUCAGCAAACCUUAUUCCAUAAUCAUAUUUAUUUAAAUUAAGGGGAGAAAACAAAUUAAAAGAGUUCCUCAAGUUUUAAUGUUCAGGAACUCUUUUCAUUGUGUGGCAGUUAUUGUUUUUCUAGUUUUAGUGAUGUUUAAUCAAGAAUCCCUUUUAAGAUUGGUGAUAUUAUGUACAUUUGGCUUAUUGCAUAAUGAUUAAAAAAAAUGUCAUUUGAA
Molecule: messenger RNA, 1037 nt
Organism: Nicotiana tabacum (common tobacco)
Lineage: Eukaryota; Viridiplantae; Streptophyta; Magnoliopsida; Solanales; Solanaceae
Biological process (GO): regulation of flower development
Cellular component (GO): nucleus
Molecular function (GO): protein binding; DNA-binding transcription factor activity
Source: RefSeq, a predicted model, not a curated record